Molecule: messenger RNA, 954 nt
Organism: Microthlaspi erraticum
Lineage: Eukaryota; Viridiplantae; Streptophyta; Magnoliopsida; Brassicales; Brassicaceae
Source: the annotation of a GenBank genome assembly
AUGGCCAUGGAUUCUAAAGAGUGUUCAUUAAUGCUUCCUUUCGAGUUAUGCGAAGAAAUACUUUGUAGGGUUCCAACUAAAUCUCUUAUACGAUUCAAGUCAACUUGCAAACGAUGGCUGGCUCUUUUCAAAGACAAGAGAUUCAUCUACAAGCACUUAGCUCUCAUUCAAGAACAACUCGUACGUAUCAAUCACUACAACUUUACCAUCAUCAAUCCGGUGUUGGGAGUUUGCUCAUCUUUAACAUCACUUCCAAGCGAGUUCCAUGCUAGACCAGAGAUCUACACCAUGAUUCACUGCGACGGAUUAUUCCUAUGCAUCUUACAAUCAUCAGCGAUGGCAGUGUGGAACCCAUGUUUGAGGCAAGUUAGAUGGAUCAAGCCCGAGUUUUCUCACCGGGCUUAUUGUUCCUACGGCAUUGGAUACGACGACGGUUUAUCAUCUCGUGAUAGUGGCUACAAAAUCAUGAGGUUUGUGCACAGCUUUUCUAAUAAAAGCGAGAUCGGUAGCUUAGGACCUUACAAUAAAGAGGUUGAUAUCUACGAGCUCAACUCCAAUUCUUGGAAAACUUUGAGAGUUUCAAGCUUGGAUUAUUGUUGGCAUGUCGUUGACCGUUGUAGAGCUUUCAGAGGAGAUGGUCUUUCUUUGCUACACAAAGGCAAAGAAAAGGAUAAUAUCGAAGUGUGGGUUACAAACAAGAUCAAGAACGGAGUGAUCAUCGCUUGGACCAAGUUUUUCAAUGUGGUCAUGAGACCUGAUCUCCCGGAUUGUGAGGAAUUGUUAGAAGAUGAAGAGAACGUUCGCGUCAUCAACACCUAUGUUAUUGGAGAUGGUGAGGUUAGGAAACAAGAGAUAGACCGAUUUAGAGUAGGUUGUAGUUGGCCUUAUGUCUCCGGCUAUGCAUGUCUUCCAAGUCUUGUUCCUGUUCCAACAUUGGAGGAUAAAACCGAGUGA